AUGGCAGAGGAUGUCCACAUGGUGGAAGAGGAGGAAAUUUGUGAGGUCGUGGAGGCUGGGGAAAUGGUAAUGCAGGUAGAGGAUAAGUGCAGCCAGGAGUUGUAUGCCAAAUUUUCCAAGUGUGAGUUUUGGUUGACUUCAGUUGCCUUCUUGGGGCAUGUGGUUUCAAAUGAAGGGAUAAUGGUAGAUCCUCAAAAUAUCGAAGUAGCCAAGAAUUGGGUCCGGCCUGGCUCUGUGACUGAAGUUAGGAGUUUCGUGGGGCUCGCCAGCUACUAUCGUCGGUUUGUGAAUAUGUUUGCUUCUAUCGCAAUGCAUUUUACAAGGUUGACUAAAAAGAAGGUGCCUUUCAAGUGGACUGACAAAUGUGAAGAGCGUUUUCAUAAGCUCAAGACUCUUCUAACCACAGAACGUAUUAUGACCUUGCCGGUGGAAGGUUAA
Solanum tuberosum (potato) is the source of this 438-nucleotide messenger RNA. RefSeq lists its product as uncharacterized. The transcript has 2 exons. The record is from RefSeq and is a predicted model, not a curated record. NCBI's taxonomy places the organism in Eukaryota, Viridiplantae, Streptophyta, Magnoliopsida, Solanales, Solanaceae. The coding region runs from base 1 to 438 and encodes 145 amino acids.